Messenger RNA from Gymnodraco acuticeps, 2575 nucleotides. RefSeq lists its product as uncharacterized. The record is from RefSeq and is a predicted model, not a curated record. The coding region runs from base 1680 to 2420 and encodes 246 amino acids. NCBI's taxonomy places the organism in Eukaryota, Metazoa, Chordata, Actinopteri, Perciformes, Bathydraconidae. The transcript is spliced from 10 exons.
UGAGGAACCAAAAUUGCUUCGAUCUGCAGCUUUCUAUUCACAGCCUGAGCUCAGGCCUCUAAAUAUGGGAUGACCACAGAGCAGACAUCUAACUUCUAGCAAGUUUUGUGACGAACAACUCAAACUAACCUCAAGACCAAUGGAGGCUACGCUUGUAGACCUGCUGAUCUGCAUCGACACCGGCAUAAGAAGUGUUAAGAUUCAGUAAGAGUGUCGUCAUUUGAAAGCAGAAGCACCUGUCAGCACUUCCUUUAAUGACAUUUCUCACCACCUAUGUGAGAGUGUGAGGUUUAGGUGUACAGAGAUGUGCGUCCUCUUCUCUUCAGAACAGGAUACACUCGCUUCUUAACUGGUAUGGACGCAAAAUGGAGACUGUUCUUGGUUCUGCUUCUGCCACUGACUGCGUGCGAAGUGACUAUAGUGAGAACCAUCGGGAGAGGACCAGACGUCACUGAAAUAUGUGUUAAUACUACACAGAGUAACAUCACACUCAUACUGUGUAAGAUCAGAACAGAAAGGAGCGGAGCAGAGUGUUUUCUGCUGUAUGAACCGAUAGAGAUCUUCGAGCAAACAUGUGACUCCAGGUUCUCUCUGAAGACGGAGAAUCAGACUGUGUUUCUCCACCUGAUUAAUUUAACAGCAGAGAACAGUGGGAACCACACCUGUGAAUGUUCUUAUACUGAGGGAACAUAUAUCUACCAUCUGAACAUCACUGUGGAAGAAGAUGGAGAGGAAAGCAGUUCAACACAAAUGCAGAUCCCAGGUAUUUUGAUUGGUGCAGCUGUAUUCAUCAUCAUAACUGCAGUUACCAUCUGGUGUGUCUGCAGGAGAAUACAUCAAGGUGUCUGUUCAAGGUCAGCCACAUCUAGAUCAUCUGCGUGUGAGAAUCCUGGCAAUUUGGAUGGAGAUGACCCCGAUGACCCCUACACAGCCCUCCAACAGCCAGACAGUGAUCUCUACCAGAGUGUCUCUAAUUCAGCCGGCAGAGAGACGGGUGCUUUGGAGAACCAGAAGAAACACGGCAGAGAGACUGAUGCAAGCUGCAAACUCUAUGCUAACGUUUAACCAAAGAUCAAGAGAACAGCACUGGAUCACAUGCUGGCAACUUUUGAGAUGAUCCUACAAUCAUAUCCUUUUUAACCAUAAACAAAUCAGCAUUUAUUAAAACUUGUCAGGUUUAAAGAUGGAUUUUUACAAAAGACAAAAAGAACAAUGAGCUACAAAAUUAGCAUAUCACUUGUUUUUAAAUCCUUGGGAUUGAUGUUUUUUGUAAAUGUUUCUUGUUCUCAGUCUUAGUUGAUGAACUAAUUGACAAAAAUGUAUUGUUUUUGCCAUGACUUCAGCUAUUGGUGUUUAAUUAUUGUAAUUUCAAAAUAAAUUGCAACUGCAUGAUUGCUAACUAAAUGAUUAAAACACCUUAAUAUUCGAGAACAGUGUGUUUGUUGAUGUGAACAAAGUGCUUGAAGUGAGAUAUGUUAAUGUAGCUUUUCUUAAAACUCUGCCAAAUGCAUUCGACACCCUGGUUUACUUGUUAAAGACGUGAGGAACCAAAAUUGCUUCGAUCUGCAGCUUUCUAUUCACAGCCUGAGCUCAGGCCUCUAAAUAUGGGAUGACCACAGAGCAGACAUCUAACUUCUAGCAAGUUUUGUGACGAACAACUCAAACUAACCUCAAGACCAAUGGAGGCUACGCUUGUAGACCUGCUGAUCUGCAUCGACACCGGCAUAAGAAGUGUUAAGAUUCAAACAGGAUACACUCGCUUCUUGACUGGUAUGGACGCAAAAUGGAGACUGUUCUUGGUUCUGCUUCUGCCACUGACUGCGUGCGAAGUGACUAUAGUGAAAACCAUCGGGAGAGGACCGGACGUCACUGAAAUAUGUGUUAAUACUACACAGAGUCCCAUCAUAAUGAUAGUGUGUAAGAUCAGAACAGAAAGGAGCGGAGCAGAGUGUUUUCUGCUGUAUGAACCGAUAGAGAUCUUCGAGCAAACAUGUGACUCCAGGUUCUCUCUGAAGACGGAGAAUCAGACUGUGUUUCUCCACCUGAUGAAUUUAACAGCAGAGGACAGUGGGAACCACACCUGUGAAUGUUCUUAUACUGAGGGAACAUAUAUCUACCAUCUGAACAUCACUGUGGAAGAAGAUGGAGAGGAAAGCAGUUCAACACAAAUGCAGAUCCCAGGUAUUUUGAUUGGUGCAGCUGUAUUCAUGAUCAUAACUGCAGUUACCCUCGGGUUCCUCUACAGAGAAGCACGUCAGAGACGACAACGACAACCCCAAAACACGGAAGAGGACAUAGAGCCGUACAGCACCUUCAUGCAGAGAGAGAGCGGGCUUUACUCAACCGUCAGGAUAAAUAUGAAUAAUCCCAAUAGUUCACAUGUUUCUGCCACAGAGGAAACUCUUUCUGGAAGCUUGUGAACAAACUGUUUCCCACAAGAGGACACUGUUUUACUUUGUGAAUAAUCCUGUAUCCCAAGGGAGUGGAAUGACUGCAAUUGUUAGAAUGAAUUCACUGUUAUUAUAUCACACUGUAAAAAAGAUAAACUGUCUUAGAAAUAAACAGUACAAACUAA